AGUUUUUAGUUUAAAACCUAAUAUUAUAUUACAGCGAGCUUGGACAGCACAACUGGCAACGCGGCAUGGGAUUAUGGUGCACAAGGCCCUUCAACAUGGCAGAACAAUUACACCACGUGUGGUAGCAGGAGCCAAUCACCGAUCGAUAUUGUGGAUAGCGCUGUGACGUCACAGGCAAAGUCGGUUCCGUUCGUGACGUCAUCAUUGUCGGCUCCUACGUCAAUGAGUAUCCAUAACAAUGGCCAUUCACUACAAGUGGAUAUGACUGGAGGAUAUACGAUUACUAAUGCAGCGUUUCUGCCUAACUCCUACAAGGCUGUUCAGUAUCAUUUCCAUUGGGGUAACACUACCGGUUCUGAGCACAAGUUGAAGGGCCAGCAAUUCUUCGGGGAGAUGCACAUCGUCCAUUAUAAUACAAAGUAUCCGAAUAUUUCCCAAGCACUGAACCAACCUCAAGGCCUGGCUGUAUUGGCAUUUUUCAUAAAGGACACAGCAUCCAAAAGCAACGUUAAUUUUGCCAAGAUUACUGACCAAAUCCAAAAUGGUUUCGCCAGCAACACAAAUAAAAACAUCCCUGCCUUUGCCCCAAGCUUACUGCUGCCCAAGCUAUCUGUGUAUUACCGAUAUAACGGUUCGCUAACGACACCCCCGUGCUCUGAGACUGUUAUUUGGACCGUCUUUAAAGAACCGAUCGAAAUAUCUGCUUCUCAGGCCACUAUUCUGAAGACAAAGGUCUACAAAACAGGAACAACCCCAGUGUUUGAUAACUUUAGACCAACCCAGCCUUUAAAUGGAAGAAAGAUUCUAAAAUACCAAAUAUCUGGAGCAGCGAGUUACAAGGCCCAAGGAUUUGUGGCUACAUUCCUUAUGGCUGCUCUUGUGUGUAUACUAAACUAAACAUUAUAUGCAUAGUAUGGUGGGGAAGACGGGACACCUUUAGCACUUAAUAUCUAAAUAUCCUGAUCGUAUUUUAAACAAUUAACACUUGUUUAUGGGGGUCGUGAGAAUAUACGGUUUUAUAAUUCAUUGGAGGUUCUCUGCCUACGACCGAAUGAAACUGGAAAAUAGUUUGAUUACAUCCCCCCCACCCUACUAUAUAGACUAUAUAUGCGUUAACUGUUCGUCAGGACGGUAUUACAUAACAUAAUUUCUUUUUUUGAAUACGAGAGCGAAGAUCAAAUAAUGAAAGGCAAUAUUCCCAUUAAACAACUAUAGUGAGGUGUGGAAGAUGGGUCACCUUUAGCACAAUAUAUCCAAGUAUCCUGAUCGUAUUUUAAACAAUUAACAACGCCCUAUGGGAGUCGUGGGGAUAUAGUUUUAUAAUUCUUUAAAUGUUCUUUGUUUACUGGUAAAUGGAACGAGAAAAUAUAGUUAAAAGGUGUCCCAUCUUCUCCCACCCUACUGUAUAAUAGUUAAAUAGAGUGUAUCAACUGUCUUGUGUUUCACAUAUUUCCAUACUUGUUUUUCUUUGCUUUGCUGUAUACCAUGUGUAUUGUACUGUGAGGUAAGAUGGAUACCGUUAACACAUAAUACCCCAUAUUUCAUAACCAUGUUUUGAACAAUUAAAAACGUUUAUUUACAGUCGGGAGGGUAUACGGUUAUACAAUUCUGUAAAUAUUCUUUGUUAAAUACCAAAUGGGACGAUAAAAGUGAAUGAAAACGUAAACCAUCCUACCCCAACCUACUUUAUUUAAUGGAACUCGCAUUUACGUAAUAUAAUUUGAAUGAAUGAGUGAAUGUAACUCUCUUUAUUAUCGCGUGUCCGGAAAACAACAGUCGUUUUAUGUAGCUCGCCUAAUGCUCGCAUAUGAGUUACCAUGUAUGUAACUGUGUGAAUAAUUAUUUUUUUAAACGUUGUAAACACCCUCAGCUGACGCCUUUUACUUUUUGCGUACGACGCUAUUGGUUUAACCACGAAAUAUUAAACUAUAAUCCAGAAAUAGUC
This is a messenger RNA of Ciona intestinalis (vase tunicate), 1945 nucleotides long. The record is from RefSeq and is a predicted model, not a curated record. NCBI's taxonomy places the organism in Eukaryota, Metazoa, Chordata, Ascidiacea, Phlebobranchia, Cionidae.